This is a messenger RNA of Aspergillus alliaceus, 1566 nucleotides long. RefSeq names its product putative MFS transporter. Gene Ontology annotation, biological process: transmembrane transport. The record is from RefSeq and is a predicted model, not a curated record. The coding region runs from base 1 to 1566 and encodes 521 amino acids. The transcript has 6 exons. NCBI's taxonomy places the organism in Eukaryota, Fungi, Ascomycota, Eurotiomycetes, Eurotiales, Aspergillaceae. Gene Ontology annotation, molecular function: transmembrane transporter activity.
AUGACUGCAUCCAUGGAGAUGCAGAGGCCUCGCCAAGAUGACAACGCUCAGGAUGUCUUCUCCCAUCUAGGAAAAGUCAACGUGGAUUUUGUAGAGAGUACGGCCGGAGCCAUACCUACAACCUAUGCCGACCUCGUGGAAUCUCGCAUUUCAAAGGUACACCGAGACUACCUGAUGGAGCGUCAUGGAACACUGGAACUUGAUCCAAUCCCUAGCAUUGAUCCGGCAGAUCCGUAUAAUUGGCCGUCAUGGAAGAAACUGGCCAAUCUGGUUUUGGUAGCGGUUCACGCGUGUAUGGGUACUUUUGCCGCUGCUGGCAUCAUUCCCGCUUAUAAAACGAUCUCGGAGGAGUAUGGCGUUACGGUGCAAAAAGCGAGUUAUUUGACUUCGCUCCAGAUCGCCAUCCUGGGCGGGGCUCCGUUGUUCUGGAAGCCCUUGUCUAAUCGCUAUGGACGCCGUCCGAUCUUCCUUACAUCAUUGAUAUGCAGUCUGGUAUGUAAUGUGGGUUGUGCGAAAAGCACAGACUAUGCAUCAACUGCCGCCUGUAGAGCUUUGCAAGCAUUCUUCAUCUCUCCGGCCUCUGCUAUCGGAAGUGCUGUUGUGAUGGAGACUUAUUUUAAGAAGGAUCGUGCCCGGUAUAUGGGCGUGUGGACCCUGCUAGUCACGCUGGGGAUUCCCUGCGGUCCAUUUAUCUUCGGUUUCGUUGCAUAUCGGGCAGGUUACGUGUGGAUCUACUGGGUCCUGGCCAUAGUCAACGGAGUCCAGUUCAUCCUGUAUCUCUUUCUGGGGCCAGAAACUCGGUAUGUUGGCAGCAAUGUCAACCCAGACAAACCCGCCUGGAAGAGAGAGUAUCUCUCACUUCGCCGAAUCGACCCGACGCCCUUCUCUUGGUUCGAGUUCGUUAAACCUCUUACCAUGGUCAUAUGUCCCUGCGUGAUGAUCCCGGCCGCGGCAUACGCAAUGGUAUUCCUAUUGAGCAACGUAUUGGCCACUGUGGAAGUGCCCGAACUGCUCCAGCAAAAGUUCGAUCUGAACACCGAGCAGCUAGGUCUCCAGUUCCUGGGUCCCAUCAUCGGCUCCCUCAUCGGCGAACAGCUGGGUGGCACCCUAUCGGACCUGUGGAUGAACACACGAGCAAAGAAGAUCCAGCGCAAACCCGAACCAGAGUACCGUCUAUGGCUCAGCUACAUCGGCUUCAUCUGUUCCAUCGUGGGUCUAAUUGUCUUCCUGGUAUGCACCCAGGAGUCCGAAGAAGGUCGCUGGAACGUAUCCCCCAUCAUCGGCAUCGCUAUCGGAGCCGCCGGUAACCAAAUUGUAACCACUGUCCUCAUCACGUACGCCGUGGACUGCUAUCCAACCGAUGCCGCCAGUGUCGGGGUGUGUAUCACGUUCGUUCGGCAGAUCUGGGGUUUCUUGGGUCCGUUUUGGUUUCCGCCCAUGUUCGAGACCGUCGGGGUGGCUGCAAGUGCGGGUAUUGGCUGCGCUCUCAUUGUGAGUGUCAGUGUUAUCCCGAUUCUCUUCCUUCACUACCUGGGGCGGGGAUGGCGUCCGGACGUCAACGUAUGA